Vicia villosa (hairy vetch) is the source of this 672-nucleotide messenger RNA. RefSeq lists its product as uncharacterized. Lineage: Eukaryota; Viridiplantae; Streptophyta; Magnoliopsida; Fabales; Fabaceae. The record is from RefSeq and is a predicted model, not a curated record. The coding region runs from base 1 to 672 and encodes 223 amino acids. The transcript is spliced from 2 exons.
AUGACUGCGGAGGGUAAGGAUGCUGAUGCCCGAACUAGUAGCUCCAAUGAUGUGGAGAUGAGUAUAGAGAAUGAUUCUGCUUUGAGAAAUUCAGAAGACCUCACUACACAAGAACUAUUUUCAAAGGAGCAUAAUAAUCUAAGGGAAAGUCGAGGGGAGUGGAUGAAAAAAACUGCUGAGUCUUGUACGCUAAUUUCAACUGUCAUUGCUACUGGAGUUUUCACUGCUGCAACUAGUUUACCAGGAGGAACUAAUGAUGACAUAGGAAAACCUAACUAUUUAUCGAACACAUCAUUUUUGGUGUUUGCAAUAUCAGAUGCAUUGGCACUCAUCUCAUCUUCAACGGUAAUAUUGAUCUUCUUGUCUAUUCUUGUCUCACGCUAUAGAGAGUAUGAUUUUAAUAAAUCAUUGCCUUUAAAGCUAAUAUUUGGAUUGAUCACGUUAUUCAUCUCUAUCGCAAGCAUGAUGGUAGCAUUUAGCAGUGCCUUCUUCAUUAUAUACUAUCAUGGUUUUAAGUGGGUUCCUAGUUCCAUUGCAAUACUUUCUUCCAUCCCGAUACUUUUGUACAUAUGUUUGCAGUUUUCACUAUUUUCAAAUAUUAUUUACCCAAGCUACUAUUGGAGGAAGAUAUCUAUGUCUGGUAAAAACAUGCUUGAUGUACUCAAGAAGUAA